CUCUUUUCCUUCAUUCUAUAACCGAGCAGUGUUUCUCUUUGUUGUCUAGAGAGAUACUGCAAACCCUAUAGAAUCCUAACAGUUUUCUUUUUCUAGCUUAAAGCAAAGUAAUAAUACCAGCAAUAACAACAACAAUGGCACGUCAACUUCUUGCUCUUGCACUCAUCUUUGUCGCCGUUGCAGGCGCAUUCGCAGCAGAGGCACCUGCUACUACCCCUUCCGCUUCUCCAUCACCCAAGGCUCCUGAGAAGUCCCCAGAAGCUGCUUCCCCUAAGGCCUCAGCUUCUGUUCCCACCACCUCCGCUCAGGCACCUAAGGCCGCUGCUGCUGCCCCUAAAGCUGAAUCUCCUAAGGCUUCAGCUUCUGCCCCUGCCACCUCCGUCUCUGGCCCAUCUCCUGCUGCAGAAGAGGGUAACGCCCCUGAGGCAUCUUCUGAUUCCCCAACCUCUUCACCUCCUGCACCAUCCACUGAUGGUUUGUCCCCAGCUGCCGCCGCUGGCCCUGCAGGUGAUGCUCCUAGCGACUCCCCUGCUGAGGCUCCAGCCAAGCCCAGCUCUGCUGCCACCCUGAAGGUGUCCGCUGCUGCUGGAGUUGCUGCCGCCGCUGGCUUCUUCUUGUUUUAAAACAAUAUUAAUGAUGAUGAUGAGGAGAUUGUAAUGCACCUGUUUAUUUCACAUUGAAGUCUCCGAUUUAAUUUAGUUUGUUCUUUUUCUUCUUAAAAGAAAGAAGCCAUUAUUAUUUAACUAGAGGCUCUGUGUGUUGUAACAAGGCUCUCUAACUUAAUUCCUUCUCGUGCUUCUUUUGUA
Ricinus communis (castor bean) is the source of this 806-nucleotide messenger RNA. Its product is annotated as classical arabinogalactan protein 6-like. The coding region runs from base 135 to 623 and encodes 162 amino acids. Lineage: Eukaryota; Viridiplantae; Streptophyta; Magnoliopsida; Malpighiales; Euphorbiaceae. The transcript has a single exon. The record is from RefSeq and is a predicted model, not a curated record.